This is a messenger RNA of Pieris brassicae (large cabbage white), 3195 nucleotides long. RefSeq names its product paramyosin-like. The transcript has 22 exons. Lineage: Eukaryota; Metazoa; Arthropoda; Insecta; Lepidoptera; Pieridae. Gene Ontology annotation, cellular component: centrosome. The record is from RefSeq and is a predicted model, not a curated record. The coding region runs from base 65 to 2575 and encodes 836 amino acids. Gene Ontology annotation, biological process: regulation of cilium assembly.
AAGUUGAUUUUUUUUACAAAUUAUUUUUAUUAGAUUUUGUCUAUCUCUCAUUGCUGAUUAAAAAAUGAAGAGUUCAAAGGAGAAAGCACGAAAAGAUCGUGUAGAAUCGUCUACCAGUGAUCCAGAGUUUAAAUUGCCAAUAAGAAAUUUUAAGAAAAAAGUGCCUGUCAUCAAAAAAACACCCAAGGACGGUGUUUCGGCUUCAGAGUCUAACUUGACGAACUGUGAGAGUAAACUAGUUCAUCAAGAAAUAGUUGGUCGUGGUGACGAUCGGACUACUGGCAAUACUGAUAGCAAAAGGACGACCAAGUUUACAAAAAUAGCGAGUAUGAAGCCGCAAAUACAACGCACUAAGAAAUCGGGACAAGCAUGUUCUGGAAGUGACAUGGCUAGGUUACGGUCAUCCUUUUCAUCAUCGGAUUCCGACGAUUCUUUAAGAAGAGAGCUAAGUGCUAUAAAUGAUGACACGCGUCGAAGCGCAAGAGUCAUACACGACUCACGCCAGAAGCUCCUUAAUAUGGUACAGAAAAAGGAAGCUAAACCAGUAGACCUCGAAGAGUUAUUUGAGCGUAAAGACAUUCUGCUACAGGAGUUGGAUCACAUGGAUGCCAUAACGAAAAAUAUGUGGAAACUUUUUCGAAAUAGGCAUCCUAAAGCAACCAAGAAUAAUAAUUCAAUUCACGAAACGCCUCUAAGUAAACCACCUAUCAGCCACGAGAAGAAAAUGAAUCAGCAAACUGUACAUUCAGGCACCGAAAUCCCGCCACCACACGAGCCACCUACUAGAAGUAAAUCUGAAAUUGAUCUCGGCCGAAAAUUAUAUGAAAGUUACGAUAUGCAAGAGAAACUCGUAGCGGACAAUGCCAACCUCGAAGUCAAGAGGCAUAUUUUGUACAAGGAACUUAUGACGAAGGACCAAAACUUGGAAAUUUGUCGCGGUCAAAUAAAAAGACUACAAGGGGAGUUAAAAUUAUUGCACAAAGAAAACACGACGCUGCACGAAAAGCUUAGUAAAAAUAACCCUCAGGGCGAUGCGACUCCAAACAAUCAAGACAACACUUUUCAACAGGAUAUAGAUAAUUGCUCACAGAACAAAGAAACCGUAUGUGUGAAAAAUCCAAAGUUUGCGGUCCAAGAUAAGCAACAAGAACUUGAAGAUAUUGAAAAGGAAAUUGUACAAUUGAAGAACGAGCUAGAUUGUUUUCGGUUCGACAUGGAUAGUGCUAAGGCAGGUAGCGCUUGUAAAGGCGGAGGCGGCGUUAAUACGUGUUUUGAACAACCUGCUGGUGGUCCUCCGGUGCCUCCUAUGACCAAAGCUUGCGGUGUGUGUCCUCCUUGUCCAGCUCCAUGCAAUCCCAACGCCCCUCCGACACCCGCCGAAAAAGAAGUUCAGAAACUGACGAUCCAACUCCGGCAAACCGAGGAAAACUUUAAGACUAAAGUGACAGAGUGUGCUAUGCUUCGUGCUGAGGUUCUAAGGAAAAAGGAAGAACUAGAAAAGGAAAGAUGCCAGCACCGUGAAGUUCAGAACAAAUUGCGUGAGCUAGAAAUGAAGUUUGAAGGAUUGGCGAUGACCACAAAUAUGAACCUUGGUAGUAAGGAGCAAGCAUUUGAGCAGGAAGUUAACGUGCGAGGUUUGAAGAUGUGUUACAGAGAGGCGCGAGAGGAAAUUGAUGAACUGAGGAUGCUCAUGAAGGAACAGAAUGAUCAGCUGCAGGACUAUAGAGUGAAGUACCUUCAAACGCAACAACUCGUAGAGGAGCAGCGUCGCCAAAUGGACAUGAUGGACAUGGAUAACACGAGAAUCAGCGAACAGAUUAAUCUAGAAAUUCAGAAAGUGAAGUUAAAAUUCCAAGAGAAGCUGCAGGAGUUAGCCCCCAUUCCAGAUCUGCUAAAAGCAGCUCAGCUUAAACUAAAAGAUGCACAGCAGUCGCAGGCGAUUGCCGAACACAACGCUGAACAGUUGGCGAGGGAACUCAAUUCUGCUAGGGAAAAGGUCCAUAUGCUCCUGCAUAGUAGCCUUAAGCCACCAGAAAAAGCCGCAGAAAGGGGUGGUGAUGAGAAACAAAUCGCUCUUCUACAACAAAGAAUUACGCAAUUGACAGAAUCGAACAUGACGUUGAAGAGUGAGAUUGAAAGACUCAAGGCGAAUAUAAUUCGAAUGGAGGAGUCUGUCCUUGCGAAUGAAAAGCGUCUGCAAGAGAAGAUGCACGAAUGCGCUCAAUUGGGUGGAGAACUUGAUAGGGCCAGGGACGAGGCGGCAAGAGCCUUGCAGAGAGCCAACGAACGUACUGACACUAUUCGCAAGUGUAUGCAAACUACAGUGGCUGAAUUGGAAAGGCAGUUGGCAUCGACUCGCGCUCAAGUCAAAAAUGCAGAGAAGGACAGAGAAGAGGUACAAAGUCGUAUGCACUGUCAAAUCAAGCGCUUGAAUGAGAACUUCGAGCAGGCACAACUACGUAUAUUUGGACUGCAGUCCCAGGUCCAAGCCCUGAGAAGAACAGCGUCCAGCACUGGCGAAGGAGAUGGAGAGCAGCAGGAAUGCGCCUGCAAAACUUUCUUUGACAACCCUUAGUUCACAAUGCUUUAAUGUGUACAAAUAUACUUAGUAUAGUUACCUGCUAAAAUUCAGUGAAGUGCCAAGUACGAACUAAGUCCAAUUAUAUGCAUGUGCAUGGUCAUAGAUGAUAGAUGUGAGUCUUAGUUCACACUUGGACGUGACGGGUCACGAUUUUAAUUCUUAAUUGUGAUAUGAUUUUCUAAGUUAACCUCACACGAAGAGUGCUGUUGGCGAGAAAUUUAUUUGGUAAACGUUUAUAACUAUUUACAUUGCCUUAUGACUAAUUUAAUGUUUUUUUGUUAUCAACUGUUCCUAAUUGAAAACUUUUUCACUUAACAAUUCAAUUGGUUUGAUGUAACAUCAUUUUUCCAUACAAUGUUUUGGUUGUAUGAAACUUAAGAUAUUUCUAGUUUUAAAAGGCCGUUUAAAAUAAGAGAUAGCUCUAGGCUUGGACAAUAACCUUGGAAAUAUAUAGGAACCAUUACUGUGGAAAAUUUUCAAGUUGUCUCUUAAUUUUGAUACAAAAAAAUUGUUUUAUAGUUUUUAAAGUUGUAUUCAAUUACGUUUGUAUUGUUCAUAUAUGUUACAUCGCCCAUAAAAAUAUUAUUUGUUGAUUAAAUAAUAAAAUAAAAAAA